AUGGCGAUUAUUUGCCAAAACAAAGUCGAUGUGAGCCAUCUGGGUGCAAAGGCAGACUCAUUGAGAUUGCUGGUGAGAACUGGCACACAGAAGCUGGGCAUUAGAAGGGAUAUGAUAAUUUGUGAUGUGUUAAAGGAUGAUGAAUGGAGGUUUCGAAGAUGUCGAGAUAGACAUAUCCAGAGCUUGGUUGCUUACUUACAAGCGUUUCAGUUAAAGCUAGCUGAUGGAAGAGAUGAAGUGCUAUGGAAACGAGAUAAUGGGAAUUAUGGCACCACAUUUGUUUCCUGGGAAACUUGGAAUCAAAUCAGGCAUCAAAAAGAGAAGUUUUCAUGGAGUAAAAUUGUUUGGUUCUCCCAAGGGGUGCCUCGAUUCGCACUCAUCACUUGGCUUGCAAUUAGAGUUAGACUAUCAACUGGUCAUCGCUCUAUUCGAUGGGGUCAACCGCAACACUGCCUCUUUUGUGGCGAGCCUGCUGAGACUAGGGAUUACAUCUACUUUGCAUGUCCUUAUACUUUCACUCUCUGGCUGAAGAUGGCUGGUAAUCUGGUUGGGAUCGAUCCAGACCCAGACUGGACCACUACGCUGUCUAGACUGUCGACAAGGUCCUACGAUCUUCUCACAUACAUCCUUCUGCGAUUGGUCGUGCAAGUCACCAUCUACUACAUUUGGCGCGAGCGUAAUGAUAGGAAGCACCUUACCAGUAAUAAGACAGUCGACCAGCUUGCAAAGUUGAUCAACAAGACUGUUCGAAAUCGUAUCACUUGCACAAAGUACUCCACCAAUCCGAAGUUGCAUGGCCUGAUGACUAGAUGGUUCGCAGCUCAUGUUUAA
Raphanus sativus (radish) is the source of this 831-nucleotide messenger RNA. RefSeq lists its product as uncharacterized. The coding region runs from base 1 to 831 and encodes 276 amino acids. The transcript has 2 exons. The record is from RefSeq and is a predicted model, not a curated record. NCBI's taxonomy places the organism in Eukaryota, Viridiplantae, Streptophyta, Magnoliopsida, Brassicales, Brassicaceae.